ACGGUCCACCUCCCUCCCCCCCGCCCCCCCUCCCCCCCUCCCCCCCCCCUACCUUCCUUCUUUUCUUUUUCUUUUCUUUUUUUUCUUUUCCUGCUAAUCUCUUUUCGCUUCGGCUGUUGUGAUCGACGGGGGGGGAAAGCGUCUUGCGUGCGCCAAAUGCAAAAUGAUUGCCCAGGGGGUGCUGCCAUUCCCUCCUCCUCCUUCUACUCCCCUUCUCCCCUCCAGCACCACCACCCUCGUCAGGGAUUGCGCGUACGCUGCCCUCCACAGCAACAUCUCACGGACCGACCGGAUGAAUUGGGACUCGAGUAGGAGACGGAGAUGUGAGGCAGUGACCAAGGCCGAGAACCCGGGAGGGGACGAAUUGGGUACCAGCACGCGGACGGCUUAUCUGUCCGCGCGACGCAAGGAGAGGAUCAAGCUCCCCGACUUUGAGGGGCCCAUCACGUUCAGCGAUUUCCUCAACCACCCUUCCGGCGUGGAAGCCCUUCUGAAUACGCGAGCCUUGCACAGCUUUCAGCCCUUGGAUUCCCACACCUACAGGUGCACCUUGCAAAAGAUCCAGUUCCUCAAGUUUGAAGUGGCCCCCGUGCUAGACUUACGAGUGACCCCGACAAGAGAAGGCUGCACGGUCGAGAUGUUGGAUUGCAGGUUUGAGGGUUCUGAAACAGUACAGCAGCAAAAUCAUGCUUUUUCAGCAUUUAUGAGAAACCAUAUAACUUGGGAGAGAAAUGAUUCUGAGCCGUGCUUGGAUGUUGACGUGCAUUUAAAAGUUUCCCUUGAGGUCUAUACAAAACCCUUUAGCUUGCUUCCACUAUCAGCAGUGGAAAAACCUGGAAACCUGCUUAUGCAGGGUCUUCUUGACAGGCUUGUCCCCUUGCUUGUUGAGCAGCUACUCAAUGACUACCGCACAUGGGUCGGUGAGCGGUUCCAAGUUUAUUAAUGAAUUCAUCUUGUGUUUUGUUGUUUCAUCAUGUGGUUAACGUACAGAAAUUGGCCUAAAGUGGUGCAUAGAUAUUGCGCAUUUAGAGUGCAUUAAUAGAUGUUUACAAUCUCUAUUCACCAAUCCUCUGAUUUAUUACUAAUUGCUUGAUUCAGUUCCAA
Molecule: messenger RNA, 1104 nt
Organism: Elaeis guineensis (African oil palm)
Lineage: Eukaryota; Viridiplantae; Streptophyta; Magnoliopsida; Arecales; Arecaceae
Source: RefSeq, a predicted model, not a curated record